Molecule: messenger RNA, 477 nt
Organism: Neurospora crassa OR74A
Lineage: Eukaryota; Fungi; Ascomycota; Sordariomycetes; Sordariales; Sordariaceae
Exons: 5
Coding region: 1-477 (158 amino acids)
Molecular function (GO): nucleic acid binding; zinc ion binding
Source: RefSeq, a predicted model, not a curated record
AUGGUAGCUUUGGCUGAUGGUGUUGUGGACAAGAAAAAGUUCGAGCGAGUGCGGGCGGAAGAGUUUAAGACCCAGGAGGGAGCAAGGCGGGAGGGCAACUGGACGGGGCACGGUCCUUUGAGAGGACCUGGACUGCCCGGGACUCGUACUUGCUUGCCCCGCUCCCUGAGUCUCGGCCAGGGAACAUACCGCGGUACUCUCUCCAUCUCCCUCCGUGGCCCCCUCAUCACGACGAUCCUCAAGUUUUGCUCCCAGUCCGGUGGCCAGCCUUCCGGCGCUGAGUGCUACAAGUGCGGCGAGGUCGGCCACAUAGCCCGCAGCUGCUCCAUGGACGGCCAGGAAUUUGAGGUCGCAGAGUCCGUGUUGACAAGGCCUCUGACCGACCGCGCCGGCCACGCCACCGUUGCAAGUCAGCACCCAGGACAAUCACCCGCCUCCACCAAGGAAAUCGAAAAGCAGGAGGCGAUAGUUUCGUAG